AUGAGGGUUUUAGCACUUCUUUGUGUGACCAUAGCAUCAGUGGCCUGCUUGCCGUCGCAGUUGCAGACAGACUUACAGUCAGAGUUGCAGUCACAGUUGCAGGCGCAGGCGCAGUUACAGCCGCAACCUGACACACGAAGGCGACUUCAGAGCGUCAAUUUGAGCGUGGUCGACAAAGAUGAAAACGAUGAUUUAAGACAGAAUUACCAAAGGGAGCAGCAACACCAAAGCAGACAAAAGGACCAUUUAAGGCAAGGACAAGAUGAUCACGAUGAUCAAGAUGAUCGCCGGGACGAUGAUGAGGAUCAUGAUGAGGAAAGUCAUGCGCUGCGGCGUCAGCAACAACAACAACUCGAUGAGGAAGAUAAUCAACACCAAGAAUAUAAAAAGUAA
This is a messenger RNA of Amyelois transitella, 393 nucleotides long. RefSeq lists its product as uncharacterized. The transcript is spliced from 6 exons. Lineage: Eukaryota; Metazoa; Arthropoda; Insecta; Lepidoptera; Pyralidae. The record is from RefSeq and is a predicted model, not a curated record. Bases 1 to 393 code for a protein of 130 amino acids.